CCUGCUGAGUAAGUUGAUUCUCUAACUUGAGAUACACACAAAUCUAACGUCGUCGCAGUCUUCUCAUGGUCUCUACGGCUGUUUCCUACUCGCGUUGUCCGGGUUAUGCGUUUUUGUUCAUGAUGAUACUUUUGCUUGUUGCAGCAGGUGUUCUGAUAGAUUAAUCAAUGUGUGUCGAGCGAGGUUUCUCCGUCUGUAAUGAAACGGGAGCAGAUUGUUCUCACCUCAUGGUCGCUUUCUUUCAUCUGCAGAAAUGAACUGCUUCAGCCAAAAGCUGAGACGCACAUCUCCCGUGCGUGGCAGCAGUAGAAACCAGCUGGUCCCCUCUAAGCCUCCCAGGGUGAACGGAUGGUCAUGGCCCCCUCAGGCAUUCCAAGUGGUUGGCUGGCUGGUGUACAGCUACCUCGCCAUCGUCGGCUUUGGCAUCUAUAUCCCUCUUCUGCCUCUGCCGUGGAACCUCGUGGUCUAUGCUCUGACUGGCAUAGCAUUUAUUGUACACUUGUUUGCUCAUAUUGCUGCCAUGACAAUAGACCCGGCUGACAUCAGUGUGAGGGCCAAACAGAGAUAUUCCAGCCCAAUGGUCAUUUUUGACAGGACUAAGCAACCGCACGUCAUCCAGGACCUACACUGUUAUCUAUGUGACGUCAAGGUUGGCCCCAGAGUGAAGCACUGUGGCAUUUGCAACAAGUGUGUGGAAGACUUUGAUCACCAUUGCAAAUGGCUGAACACCUGUGUGGGUGGCAGAAACUUCUGGUGCUUCUUUUUGGCACUGUCCUCUGCGAUGCUUGGCGUCUUCCUGCUCGUUGGGGUAAUUUCUUUCAUAUUUAUUCAGCAUUACCUGGAUCCAAACAGCCUCCGGACCGCCCCACAGUACGACAGUAUGCUGGGGAAUGGUACCUGGCUGGUGUUUUUACCCGUGGCGCCCAUAAAGACGAGUUCAGCGGGUCUCCUUAUAUUAGCGUUCAUGACGGGCAUGCUGAGCAUCACCUGUAUGUUGCUCCUCGGUCAUCUGCUGGGCUUCCACUUUUACCUCUUUUAUAAAGGCAUAAGCACAUACGAUUAUGUAAAGAGGCAGCGCCAAAAAGACACCAGAAACAUCGAAGCAGGAAAUCCACAAGAUGUGAAAAUCAAUAGCAAGGCCCCGCAGAAUCAAGAGAGCUCGAUUGACUGUGAGCCAGUGUUAUCAAAUAGUUUGGGUACCUGUAAAUUUGACGAUACAGGCCCAUUCACAAGCCGACUUUCCGAGUCCAUAUGCACUGAGGUGGAGAACUUUAAUAAAUCUGCAGAUAAAGAGAAUAGUUUCCAUUAUGGCACAGAAAAUCCCACCAAGAACACAGCAAGGGAAAUGUCUGUGACAGACAACACAAGCUGGAAGCCUGAUGCGAAAGAGGCUCAGAGUGCAAGUGAGCAGUGUGACCCCCAUGUUCCUGGAGUGCAGGACCCUCUGGGGAGCUCAGUUAUGACUUGAUGAUACUGACCAGUAACUCAUGUUUGCUUGGUUGUGCAUCAGGAUGUGCUGUUCGGAGAAAGUAUGAAUGUAUAUUGAAAAUAUGCAUCAUGAAACUGAGCCACCCAACCAUGGAGCAUUGUUAUAAGGGCAGAGGACACAUUGGACUUUACACCAAAGUUAGAUCUGGGGACAGUUAUUUCAUCCAGUGGACAUUUUGUAUGCAGUCUAAAGCUGUGGAGCUGUCAUUGUGUUUUGUCCUUCUUUAAAAAAAAAUCUACACUGUGUUUUUUUAUAACAGUUGACUUAUUUAAAGCAUUGUUUUAUCUCACUCACGUGUAUAGAAAGUCAAAGUCCAUGUUGGCCUUUUUUCCACUAGCCUGAGUCAGAUAGCUGGAUGUACUCUGGCAUCAGGCUGGAACAUGCUACUGGAUGUGACUAUUCAUAUUGUAAGCCGAUAAUUGGUAUUGAAUAAUGUAGACAGUAACUCUUAGACCCAUUUAAUCCGAUGGCCAAAGAGAGAGCCUUUUAUGGUAACGUACAUUUUCAUUUCUGAGCCAAAAAGUCUAAUAAACGUACGUAUCGGUUUUAUUCAAUAAUUUUAAGCACGGACAGUAGCAGCCCAUUCAAGUGUUGUUUAUAUUCUUGUAGUUUGUGUCCAUUUGUAAAUUGUCUCAAAUAGUCGCCACGAGAGGACGACGUUACAACCUUCACCUCACUUCAGGGAACACGAGGAGUAGCCUUUAAAUAAAAAAAUAAGAUGGGCCGACACAGAAAGGAAAAGGCUACCUUAGCACUUACAAUUAGUUGAAUUUAUUAACAAAUAAAGAGAACAACAAACGGAAGCAAAAAAUGGCUUUAGGAUGUCUGAGGCCAAAACAAACAGGAAAAAAAACUAGCCAUACAAUAUAAACUCAAUGAUUUUACUGAAAAAAAUAUAAUACUAAAUACUAAACUCCCUUACUAGCCAUGGACCUGGAAACACAUAGUGCCAAAGAAAUGACAGACAACCCCAACAAGGUUUCUUUAAACAAAGUAUCAAUAUUUUAAGAUGGCGAAAAAUACAGUUUCAUCAGUAAAUCUCCAACACAGAGCAACAACAGACCAGAACACUGAAUCUGGGGUCAGAUGUGCAGCUUCAGGUGUGAUAGGCUCUGAGAAAGGGGCUCGGCAGACAUGACACAAAAAGAGCCCAGAAAAACAAAUCUGUGGCCGUAAUAGUCUGGUUUUCAAAUAGAGGAACAGUUUGAGUGGAAAUCAAAACAUUUCAUCUCUAUUGUUUCAGAGUGGGCUGCCUCUCAUGUGACCUACCAUACAUAAGAUAAUAUUGUUUAAUGUAUUGUAUGGCUUGAAUAAAAUAUUGCUCGACAAAUUGUGA
This is a messenger RNA of Pseudoliparis swirei, 2825 nucleotides long. It is a transcript of the gene zdhhc11, whose product is annotated as zinc finger DHHC-type containing 11. The transcript has 11 exons. Gene Ontology annotation, biological process: peptidyl-L-cysteine S-palmitoylation; protein targeting to membrane. The record is from RefSeq and is a predicted model, not a curated record. Gene Ontology annotation, molecular function: protein-cysteine S-palmitoyltransferase activity. Gene Ontology annotation, cellular component: endoplasmic reticulum; Golgi apparatus. NCBI's taxonomy places the organism in Eukaryota, Metazoa, Chordata, Actinopteri, Perciformes, Liparidae. The coding region runs from base 254 to 1468 and encodes 404 amino acids.